AUGGAAUUUGUUGAACAAGAAAUAUUAUUAAAUUCGAAUAGUCGUGGUGAUAGAGGAGAUCAUUCAUUUGGAGCGAAUGAGUUUGGAUAUCUAGUUGUGGGUCGUAAGACUCCAAGAAGAUUUUGGUUAGGUUUAUCAAUUAUAUUAUGUACAAAUAUUGCACUUUCAAUCAUAUCCGUUACGAUUUGGCCUUAUCUUACUUUGAACCGACAAAGUAUUUAUAUAUUAGCUGUUUCAAUAGCUGCUUUUCAUACUGGUUCAACGUUGGGAAGAAAGUUGUUUUCAUAUCUGGGCGAUAACUAUGAUAAUCUAUGGUCGCAGUUGAUGCUUGCCACUGCGUUGUCGUUGGUCGGUGACUUGGUGUAUGCGAUCAUUCCCGAGCAAUUUGCAAUUAUCACAUCGAGAUUUGUGGUUGGUGUCGGUGCAGGUUCUGGUGUGGUUCUGCAGAACCUGCUGGCAAAGGGCAACGACCAUGCCACACAGAAGAGCAGAAUCGCAUCGAUCGGAAUCGUCACUUCUCUCGCCUAUAUAUUCGGUCCUGCACUAAUAGCUGCAUUCUCAAAGCUGCAGGUCGAUAGCCAACUCAAUGUAUUCCAAGAUGUCGGUAACAUCACUAUCUACGGUUGGCUAGCUUCCACCUUCUCUUUGAUCGCAUUGCUACUUUCACUACUUGGAAAGAUCAUUGAUAAAGCAGAACAUAAAACAUCAAACUAUGAUAGUGAUUUCAGUUUUAAUGAUGGAUUCCCAAGAGGUGUAUCAUCAUAUAGAUCACAACAAUCUUGUAUAUUCCCACCAAAAGUUACAUUGGUUCUCUUAUGUUUUAUUCAUUUUAUGAUUUUCAAUAGCGGUAUGAUUUUGGAAACAGUGUUCAUACCUUAUAUAAUUGAUGCAGGUGGAUACAGUGCUUACAAUUGGAGUUUGACGAAUAUCGCACUUUUCUUUGUGGGUCUUGGUGUGUCUUGUGCAGUGACAGCACAUCUUAGCAAGAAGAUAACAAACAACAAUAUACUACUGUACAGUUCACUCGCAUUGAUGUGCGCAGGUUAUGCGUUCAUGACCAUCUGGAAGUUAUCCACUCCCGAUACCGUACCAACGUCACCAUCACCUCCACUCUUUAGAUUCCUGAUGGGUGUCAUCAUGGUUGCCAUCGGAUUCCCAACUGCUAUUUCAAGUUCAAUCACUUUAUUCUUUGAGUUAAUGUCGACCGUUUAUAUUAAAUAUGCUUCUACUUUAUUCCAAUUCUCAAGUAACUUUGGAAGAUUGAUGGGACCAAUCUGGGCAGCCUUAAUCUUUGAUAAAACAGGUGUAAAUUAUAGUUUUUUGUUUGGUUUCGUACUUAGUUUGUUUUCUAUCAUACUUUUGAUUGCACUCGGGAGAUCACUAAAGUAUAUUUCAUCAGUAUCAAACAUUCAAAGAAAUGUUCCAAUACUGACAACUGAUGAUGAAGAUGGUGCCUUUAGAUAA
Molecule: messenger RNA, 1464 nt
Organism: Heterostelium album PN500
Lineage: Eukaryota; Evosea; Eumycetozoa; Acytosteliales; Acytosteliaceae
Exons: 5
Coding region: 1-1464 (487 amino acids)
Biological process (GO): transmembrane transport
Cellular component (GO): lysosomal membrane
Molecular function (GO): transmembrane transporter activity
Source: RefSeq, a predicted model, not a curated record